ACCACUGUAGUCACAAUGCUGUCGUGUCUCUAGUCCGCUGCUAUAAUAGAACCAACGUUUUGCGUUUUGCGAUUGCCGUGGUCGGAUUUUGUUUGGUUUUCGAUUGUGUUUAUUUGUUGUCACCCCAGCUGCCAUUCUGGAUCUCCAUCAAAGGGCCACCGACUACUUCAUACGGUCGGCCAGCGCGAUGUGCGAGAACGGCUUCGGCGGAGUAGGUGUAGGGGGCGGAGGCCCGGUAGCCACCCUGGGCUCCCUGCAGGGCCUCUCCCAGCCCAAGAAGCCGUCCGAGGACCACAUCAAGCGACCCAUGAACGCCUUCAUGGUCUGGUCCAGGCUGCAGCGUCGCAAGAUCGCCCAGGACAAUCCCAAGAUGCACAACUCUGAGAUCUCCAAACGACUGGGUGCCGAGUGGAAGCUGUUGACUGAGAACGAGAAGCGACCGUUCAUCGACGAGGCCAAGAGACUGAGGGCGAUGCACAUGAAGGAACACCCCGACUACAAGUACAGACCUCGCAGAAAGCCGAAGACGUUGAGGAAGGAAGGAUACCCGUACACGAUGCCGUACCAGUCGGUGCCCAUAGACGCUUUGCGAGCUGGCAUGGCAGGUCAGGUUGGGUCCUACUACAACCCUGCUGCAGCCUACGGGUCACUCAGCGCGGCCAGCAUGGCGGCAGCAGCGGCAGCGGCACAGUCAUCCAUGUCUCAAGCACAGGUUGUAAGCAGUAUGGAUGCCAUGAAGUACUCCAUGGAAGCAGCAGCAGCAGACAAAUACCGAUACAUGCAGCCACCCUCCAGUCUGGCUAUGAGUAUGUACUCGGACCCCAAGUACCUCGACUCCACUCCCAAGACCUACGGCUACCUGGACCCCGCCUUCACCAAGGCCUACUUCGAGAACAAGAUGUACAGCAGUGACAUCAGCCCCCGGAGUCACGGGUACUCUGCCCUGGACCUAGGCAAGCUGUACGAGCAACCACCCACCACCUCUACGUCAGAAACUCCCAGAAGCCCAGCUCAGACUCCGGAGGAACGUCCGGAGCGUGAGCAUGAACCGUCGUCCGCAUCCUCCACUUCUUCAACCUCUCCUGGAGGUUUCCCAUACUACCAGUCCUCUGGACUAAUCCCGGUCUCUCAGUAUCCUGUUCCCUACCAUCAACCCUCCGCAUCCCAACCUUCCCCGGACUUCCGACGUCCUCUUACGGUCAUCUUCUGACCUGACAAACUGUAAUUGUAAAUAGUUUGAUGUUUAAGUGAUUCUUAGGAUAUUACUUAUCGAACAAAUUUAGUCUUGUUGUACAGGGUCUCUUGAUUUAGCAGUUCUAUCACAACAUUCAUACAUUUAUCAUGACAUGCUAAUCUGUUAUUUUGCUGAUGCACAACAAUAAAUGCUAGUUUUGCCUCAGAAAAAUGUUCAAAGCUUUUCAAAUAAUAAUUAUUUGAUUAUUUCGUAAUCUACAACACACUAAACGUAAUUAAUAGCAAUCAAAGAAUCAUGUUAUAAUAGCAUUUGCUAUUUUAUAAGCUUUCAAAACCAAACCACUUCUUUUCAAUGUACAGGUACCACGUAACUCUUGUACAUAACAAUAAAUCAAUUUGGAUUUGAAAUUUUCGUAAAUAUAAUGAUUCAGUUUUAUGUGUCAAGUCUUGUACUGUGAGGAAAGUGAGUAAUAUCAGCGUUUCAUCAGACUUAUUGAUUAUCUAUACCGCUAUUAGUUCAGCUUCUUAGCAGUAGUUGUGUGUAUUUGUAUUAUUUUAGUUUCAACUUAUCUGUUGACUUCUUAAAUGAUUAUACUUGUGUUAAUGAUUUUCAUGGCUCAAUCGUUUUUGCCAUUAUUUUGUGUGUUUUUUCAUUAAUUGUAAGUAACUAUGUAUUUAACUUUGUUGCUAUUUCCCAUGUUUCAUAGUAUUAAAAUAAUAGCAACUUUCGAACAUAAAAACAGAUCAAUUUUAUUUCAUUGUUUGAGAUUGAGGUGAUUUUUAUUUGUAAGAAGGAAAUUGUUUUGUUUGUUUCUUAGUUUAAGGCAGUUGUGAGACUUUUAUUAUUUAUAUCCUUUAUAUAUUAUAUGAAUUUUUGGAAUUCUUGUAUACAAUGUUUUGUAGAAUUCCGUGUUUUACCUUUAGCCUGUAUAAUGCUUAAUGUGUUUGAUUUUUCCAACAAUUACCUUAUAUGUUACGAGAUUUUGUCAGUUUUUGUUGUGUUCUUUGUUCAAGUAAAGGAUUUUGUAUUCCUAAUUAUUAUCUAUCGAUCAAGCUAAUUCUUACUAGGUGACGCUUUUUGUUUAGCUUUAGUAGAGUUUUAGUUUACAAUUUAAGACUUAUAAGACAAUUAUUUAUCCUUUGUUUUUACUGUUGUGAUAUUAUUUAGCCAUGUUUGUACAACCUUGUAUAUAUUUUGUACAGGUUAUUAAGGAUAGUUUUGUUAACUUUUUGUUAGCCAUAUUUUUAUUAUUAAUGUUGUUGUUCCUUAACCUAGUGUUCAUACCCUAGUGUUCUUCUAUGUUACACAAGCCAACACAAUUACUCUCAACAGUAAAUUAUACAGUCUUUAUCUAA
Macrosteles quadrilineatus (aster leafhopper) is the source of this 2550-nucleotide messenger RNA. Its product is annotated as transcription factor SOX-14-like. The transcript has 5 exons. Bases 188 to 1210 code for a protein of 340 amino acids. Gene Ontology annotation, biological process: anatomical structure morphogenesis; cell differentiation; regulation of DNA-templated transcription. Gene Ontology annotation, molecular function: DNA-binding transcription factor activity, RNA polymerase II-specific; RNA polymerase II cis-regulatory region sequence-specific DNA binding. The record is from RefSeq and is a predicted model, not a curated record. Lineage: Eukaryota; Metazoa; Arthropoda; Insecta; Hemiptera; Cicadellidae.